Molecule: messenger RNA, 711 nt
Organism: Acanthosepion pharaonis
Lineage: Eukaryota; Metazoa; Mollusca; Cephalopoda; Sepiida; Sepiidae
Source: the annotation of a GenBank genome assembly
AUGUCUUUACAUUUCCUUCGCUUUACCCCCUCCCCCCACCACUCUCUCUCUCUCUCUCUCUCUCUCUCUAUCUAUCUAUCUAUCUAUCUCGCUAUCUAUCUAUCUAUCUAUCUAUCUAUCUAUUUUAAUGACAAGUCGCCAUCCAUGUUUGUCUCUUUCGUUGUAAAAACUCUGCAAGCUUCUUUUUUACUAUUUUUGUCUAUAUUCUUAUUCUUUUAUCGUUUAAUAUUUCUUUGUUUUCCUUUAACGUCAUCUGAUAUUAUUUAUUUCCCUAUAUCAUUCCCUUUUAUUCUCCUCUCGAGUAAAACCCUAAUAUCAUUGUCUAUUCUAUUCUAUUCUAUUCUAUUCUAUCUAUCUAUCUAUCUAUCUAUUUGUCUGUCUGUCUGUCUGUCUCCGUAUAUCUCUGCAUCUCUUUUGAGUAAAACACUAAUAUCAUUGUCUGUUCUCUCUCUCUUUAUCUAUCUAUCUAUCUCUCUCCAUAUAUCUCACCAUCUCUCACUCUAUAUAUACCUCUUUCGUUCUCUCUAUAUAUCUAUCUAUCUGCCUCUCUUUCUUUCAUUCUCUCUCUCUCUUUCUCUUUCUCUGUUUAUCUAUCUCUCUUUCAUUCUCUCUCUAUCUGUCAGUGCAUCUCUCUUUAUUUCAUUCGCUCUCACUCUAUCUUUUGAAACAGCAACAUACAAGUAUUUUCUUUCUUUUAUUUACAGCAAUUAA